Nerophis ophidion (straightnose pipefish) is the source of this 2544-nucleotide messenger RNA. Its product is annotated as interferon regulatory factor 2-like. Gene Ontology annotation, biological process: regulation of transcription by RNA polymerase II; immune system process. The transcript is spliced from 8 exons. Bases 808 to 1635 code for a protein of 275 amino acids. Gene Ontology annotation, cellular component: nucleus. Gene Ontology annotation, molecular function: RNA polymerase II cis-regulatory region sequence-specific DNA binding; DNA-binding transcription factor activity, RNA polymerase II-specific. NCBI's taxonomy places the organism in Eukaryota, Metazoa, Chordata, Actinopteri, Syngnathiformes, Syngnathidae. The record is from RefSeq and is a predicted model, not a curated record.
UAUAGUGGCCAGACAGAAGCCAUUUAUUCAUAAAAGGUUUUCCAGAAUGCAUCUGAAAAAUUCAGACCAUGAGAAACAAAAUGCUCGGGUCCGAUGAGAAACAUAUUGAACUCUUUGGCAUGAAUGCCAGGCAUCAUGUUUGGAGGAAACAAGGCAUCACUCAUCACCCGGCCAAUACUAUCAAAAACAACAAAAAGGCAGAUUUGCAUAGAUGUUGUUUAGUCUACAGGUAACAUGACAGUGAAGUCUUAAGAGGCACAUACAUAGCAUAGGGGAAAAAAAGGUUUAAAAAAUAAAUAUAAGAAAUAUAUAUUAGACUGUAGAAUUUAAGGCCUGUAUGAUAACAUAUGCCAAUAUUUACCUGAAAUACUCUCGGACCAUGAAAAACAAAAUUCUCUGGUCUGAGGAGAAAAAGGUUGAACUCUUUGGCAUGAAUGCCAGGCGUCAUGUUAAGAGGCAAUCAGGCAGCGUUCAUCACCAGGCCAAUAUUAUCCCUACAGUGAAGCAUGGUGGUGGAAGCAUCAUGCUGUGGAGAUGAAGCAGCAGGAACUGGGAGACUAGUCAGGUUAGAGGGGAAGAUGAAUGCAGUAAUGUACAGAGACAUCCUAGAUAAAAACAAAUAUUUCUCAUUCAACUUGAGUGGUGCUGCAAAGAGAAAUGGGCAAAACUGCCCAAAGAUAGGUGUGCCAAGCUUGUGGCAUUGUAUUAAAAAAAAUACAGGCUGUAUUUGCUGCCAAAGGUGCAUCAACAAAGUAUUGAGCAAAGACUAUAAUUGUUAAUGAAAAAAGAAUCUUCCAGAUCCCGUGGAUGCACGCUGCUCGGCAUGGCUGGGACUUAGAGAAAGACGCUCCUCUCUUCAUGAGAUGGGCCAUACAUACAGGCAAGUACCAGCCUGGAAAAGACCGACAGGAUCCAAAGACUUGGAAGGCAAAUUUCCGCUGUGCCAUGAACAGCCUGCUUGACAUUGUGGAGGUGAAAGAUAAAAGCAACAAAAAGGGAACAAAUGCCUUUAGGGUGUACAAGAUGCUGUCCUCUUCUGAAAAAAGUAUGAAGAAAGGAAAGAAGAAGAUCGACAAGGAAGGUAGACCCAAGGGAAAUAAAGAGACAGUUUCUAAGUCGUGUGGGACUACUCUUCUACACAUCAAAGAGGAACCACAGGAUGAAGUCAAGAUUCCAGACACAACCAGAGCCAUUCCCAGUUUCACAGAAGAUCACUUGAUGGCAAGCGAGCAGCUGCCCUUCGUCUGUCAGACAAUCGAAGUGACAACUGAGAACGAGGAGGAGACAGUUAGCUCGUCCCACUCGUACCCUCUUCAAAUCUCUCCUAGUGCCAGUGACACAGACAGCGAUGUUGAGGACACAGGACAGGGUGUCAGUGCAUCCUGGAGGCGGGACCUCGGCAGGUCAGUUCUCAAGGUGUCGCCAUAUCCUCUUCCCGGCAUGGCCACCUUUGUUCGGGGAAGCAAAAACUUCAGGGUAACCACCACGCGAGACCCAAACCCCCUCAUCAGUUAUCACAGCGAUGGCUGGACGAAGCCUUACAGCCAGAACUCUCUCACAUCGUCCAUACCCAACCACACUCAUGAGAUGCGGGCCAGCGUGAUCAUGAAAACUUCAGAUGUCACCUAUUCUUAACCUCAGGCCAAUGAGUUGAAGUUGUUCUUUAAGUCAGACUCUAACUGAGUAGGGAUUAGGCAUCAGCUUUACUUAUCCGUUAGUUGGCUGUCCCAUUGCCUCAUUGUACACUUCUUAUGUCCGCGUGACGAAGAUGGUCCGUUUGAAUUUGUCAUCCGCAAAUUUCCUCAAACGCAUUUCCCUCCAUUUUGACGCCAAAUGUGGACUUUUGACAUGGAUUUUGCUGGUGCUUUUUUUGUUUUCUUUGCAUUGGAGCUGGGGUGCCUGCUUAUUGGAGUGGUUGGAAAUCUGUACAAAUCAUCAUAGUUAUAAUAAUCGUUACAUUUAAUACCUCUAAAUUCAGCUUGACAAAAACAUGAUUCUGAAAACCUUUUUCCAAGUACCAUAAUUCUUCAAUUAGUUGCACCUAGCCCAAUUGACUCCGUCUCUCAAUUAGUUCCCUAAAUAAAAUAAACUAGUAUGGGUGUCCUGAUCGAACAUUUAUAUCGGGAUAUAUCGGCCAGCAUCUAAAGCAUCCGAUACAAGUCUGUUCUGCUCCCGGAAACUUCUCUUCCUGCUAGCUUUUAAGAGUCUUUAUUUUAAAACACUGUAAAAAUUAAAAUACAGAAUUAUACUAUUAUUAUAACUUACAUUGAAUACAAAAUAAUUUCUCCAUGACAUUCCAACAUAAAAUAAAUGUAUUGAAAUAAAUGAGCUAGUUCAAUGCUAAUUUAAAUUGAAAAUAACCAUAUAUAUGCUACUACUGGUGUGGGAUGAAUAUAAUAUUUACAGUAUAAACACUUUGUAGGACUCCACAAAAGACAAGGCUGGCACAUUUACCUUACUACUAAUAUUACUUGAUCGAGCCUUUUCUAAAAUUACCCACUACAAAAUUAAGUAAGAUUAUGUAACAUUUGUGCUGAUAUCAGA